AUGGACCACCCCAACUCACAUCCUGAUGGCCGCUCUUACUACCAGAUGGAUCCCCAGGUCACGGGCGACCAGCUGAGCAGCCACCCCUCACACGAACUGCACAAUGCGGCCUAUCCAGAAUCAGAUUACCGGCCCGGCAUGGGAUACAGGCCCCCGCCCCCGGGCGCAUCGUCAUCACACGCCAACGCGGUCGGGCAAGAUUUUAAGCCUUAUCCACCCCCCGAGCCGCGACACGAACUGCCAUCGGACUCUAUUCACGAUGCCGCCUAUCCAAAUUCCAAUUACAGACCCGGAGGAGGAUACUCGCCGGCAGUCAAUCCCUCAGUAGAGCUGGCAUCACACGGAAUCGACAACGCAGCAUACCCGGAUUCACAUUAUAGGCCGGGAGCAGGUUAUUCGCCAUUGGGCGGCCCUUCAGCAGAGCUAUCUUCGCACGGAAUCAACAACGCAGCGUACCCGGACUCACAUUACAGCCCUGCGGCAGCAUACUCGCCCUCUGCAGGAAAGUCGCCCGCGCCGGCUUCAGAUGUGAUAGACAGUGCUGCCUAUCCAGAUUCAAACUACAGACCGGGCACGGCGUACUCUGCGGCGGCCUCCUCCCGAGGGCCGUUACACGGCCGUCCUCCGUUGCCUUGCCCGAAGCACCUCGAAAGCACAGCAUCACCGUCGCAGUCACCCUGGACGAGAGCCGGGCCCUCGUCAUCGGCUGCUGAGCCUUCGAACGGCGGCAGCCUGUUGCCGCAGUCCACGGGCUCCGAGUUGCCGCCGCCGCCUUACCAGCCUGGAGAGAGCGAAAGAGGCGCACCUCCACCUCGACCUCUGCAAACACAACAAACAUCAAACGCAUCGUCGCCAACGCGCAGACAGCAGGAAGAGUCGAUCCCCAUGACGACGUUUCCCGUGUACCAGAAUGCCGUCGGCCACGUCGCCAACCGCAGCAACGCCUCGUCGGCGCUGGAGCGCGGCUACAAGGAGUAUGACCGCGACCAAGCCAAGGUCGACGAGACGAACCGGCGCAGAAGUAGACGCAAAUGGCUCAUUGGAACACUGGCCACGACAGUGGUUGUAGCCGCCAUUAUUGGUGUCGUGGUGGCGUUGAUCAAGAACAAGGUGUUUGAUGAUGAUGACGACUAG
Messenger RNA from Akanthomyces muscarius, 1134 nucleotides. RefSeq lists its product as uncharacterized. Lineage: Eukaryota; Fungi; Ascomycota; Sordariomycetes; Hypocreales; Cordycipitaceae. The transcript has a single exon. The coding region runs from base 1 to 1134 and encodes 377 amino acids. The record is from RefSeq and is a predicted model, not a curated record.